CGCCUUCGCGCUGCGUCUCCGCCAGGCGCGGGCCGCGGCGCAGUUCCCGGGAACCUCUGCGGGGCGGCGGCGGCGUUUCCGGGAAGCUGGUUGGCGGGCUGAUCCGACUCCUGUGCGGGGCGGAAGUGGGCGGCUGCGGUCCGAGGGGAGCCGCGCUGCGGGCGGAAUCUGGCCGAGCUGGAGGGCGCCGGGGAGCGGAGCUCGGGCGGCCCCCGAGGCCCGGGCGAGCGGACAGCUGCGGGGCCUGCGGCGAGCGCGGCGGUGCCCGGGGAGCGCGGAGGAGAUGGGGCGCCGAGCCGGGUUGGGGUCGGGGCCUCGGCCAUGUUCGCGGGGCUGCAGGACCUGGGCGUGGCCAACGGCGAGGACUUGAAGGAGACGCUGACCAACUGCACCGAGCCGCUCAAAGCCAUCGAGCAGUUCCAGACAGAAAAUGGCGUGCUGCUGCCCUCUCUGCAGUCGGCCUUGCCCUUCUUGGACCUGCAUGGGACGCCCCGACUGGAAUUCCACCAGUCAGUGUUUGAUGAGCUUCGGGACAAGCUGCUGGAGCGCGUGUCAGCCAUUGCCACAGAGGGGAAGGCCGAGGAGAGGUACAAGAAGCUCGAGGACCUUCUGGAGAAGAGCUUUUCUCUGGUGAAGAUGCCAUCUCUGCAGCCAGUGGUGAUGUGCGUCAUGAAACACUUGCCCAAGGUUCCUGAGAAGAAGCUGAAGCUGGUGAUGGCCGACAAGGAGCUGUACCGGGCCUGCGCCGUGGAGGUGAAGCGGCAGAUCUGGCAGGACAACCAGGCGCUCUUUGGCGACGAGGUCUCCCCGCUGCUGAAACAGUACAUCGUGGAAAAGGAGAGCGCGCUCUUUAGCACGGAGCUCUCCGUCCUGCACAACUUCUUCAGCCCUUCCCCCAAGACCAGGCGCCAGGGCGAGACAAGAAACGUCGCCACCCGGCACAAGUCGAUGUUUUGCGAGAGAGAAAGCUUAGCCCCACAGGGUCGCGGGGUGCGCAAGGCCAGCCCGGUGUCCCGGCAGGUGGUGCAGAGGCUGACCCGGAUGGUGGGCCGCAACGUGAAGCUGUACGACAUGGUCCUGCAGUUCCUGCGCACGCUCUUCCUGCGCACCCGCAACGUGCACUACUGCACGCUGCGUGCUGAGCUGCUCAUGUCCCUGCACGACCUGGACGUCGGCGACAUCUGCUCCGUGGACCCCUGCCACAAGUUCACAUGGUGCCUGGACGCUUGCAUCCGGGAGCGGUUCGUGGACAGCAAGAGGGCCCGGGAGCUGCAGGGCUUCCUUGACGGAGUGAAGAAGGGGCAGGAGCAGGUCCUGGGGGACCUGUCCAUGAUCCUGUGUGAUCCCUUCGCCAUCAACACCUUGUCGCUGAGCACCGUCAGGCACCUGCAGGAGCUGGUGGGCCAGGAGCUGCUGCCCAGGGACAGCCCGGAUCUCCUGCUCCUGCUCCGGCUGCUGGCGCUGGGCCAGGGCGCGUGGGACAUGAUCGACAGCCAGGUCUUCAAGGAACCCAGGAUGGAGGUGGAGCUGGUCACCAGGUUCCUGCCCACGCUCAUGUCCUUCGUGGUGGACGACCACACCUUCAACGUGGAUCAGAAGCUCCCGGCCGAGGAGAAGGCCCCGGUCGCGUACCCGAGCACGCUGCCAGAGAGUUUCACCAAGUUCCUGCAGGAGCAGCGCAUGGCCUGCGAGGUGGGGCUCUACUACGUGCUGCACAUCGCCAAGCAGAGGAACAAGAACGCGCUCCUGCGCCUGCUCCCGGGGCUCGGCCCAGGUUCUGGCCCUCAGGCCCGGGUCGGGGAGGUGGGUGUCGGGCGAGCUGGGCGACGCCUGCUGUGCUUGCAGUGGAGACCUUCAGCGAUCUGGCGUUCGGGGACAUCUUCCUGCACCUGCUCACGGGCAACCUGGCGCUGCUGGCGGACGAGUUUGCCCUGGAGGACUUCUGCAGCAGCCUCUUCGACGGCUUUCUCCUCACCGCCUCCCCGAGAAAGGAGAACGUGCAGCGGCAUGUGCUGCGGCUCCUCCUCCACCUGCACCACCGGGUGGCCCCGUCCAAGCUGGAGGCCCUGCAGAAGGCGCUGGAGCCCACAGGCCAGGGAGGGCGAGCUGCAUGCCAAGCGCCGCCCCUGCGCCAUGGACCGCGGCCAGCCCAGCCCGGAGCCCGCGGCAGCGGAGCCCGCGGCAGCGGACCCCGUCGCCCCCGGCCCGAGCGUGAUCGCGCCCGUGCGCGCCGUGGUCCGCCUGCGCCGCCGCGUGCGCCUCCUGCGCAAGCGGUGCCUCCCGCCUCCGGCCGUGAGGCUGGACUUCGAGCCCCGGGCGCCGCGCGCUGACCCAGACCAGCCGCAGUUCUUCACCUUCGACGGCCCGGCGGAGCUGUCCUCGAGGCCGCGGCGAAAGAAGCGCCGGCGCAGCCGCGUCGUGCUCUACCCCGAGACGUCGCGCAAGUAUCGGCCGCGCGCGGAGCGCCGGAGCCGCGCGCAGCGUUGCCUGUUGUUGCUUGUGGCCAUCGUGGGCUUCCAGGUGCUCAACGCAAUCGAGAACCUGGACGAUAACGCGCAGCGCUAUGACCUUGACGGGCUGGAGAAGGCGCUGCAGCGCGCCGUGUUCGGCCAGCCGGCGGCCGUGGGGCGCAUCGUGGCGCUGCUGCGGGACUACCUGGCAACGCACGUGCACAGCCGCCCGCUGCUCCUGGCGCUGCACGGGCCCAGCGGCGUGGGUAAGAGCCAUGUGGGCCGCCUGCUGGCGCGCCACUUCCGCGCGGUGCUCGAGGACGGCGCGCUCGUGCUGCAGUACCACGCGCGGCACCACUGCCCCGAGCGGCGCGCCGCGGAGGACUGCCGCCAGGAGCUGGGGCGGCGCGUGGCCGACGUGGUGGCGCGGGCCGAGGCGGAGGAGAAGACCCCGCUCCUGGUGCUGGACGACGUGGAGCUCCUGCCGCCGGCGCUGCUGGAUGAGCUGCACGGCUUCCUGCAGCCGCAGCGCUCGCACCACUUCCACAACGCCAUCUACGUGCUCCUCAGCGGCAGCGGCGGCGCGGAGGUCACGCGCUCCGUGCUGCAGAACGCGUCCCGCGCUCUGGCCCUGCGCGCAGACGGCGCCCACGGGGCCGCGGCCGCGGCGGUGGCGGCACAGGCCGAGGAGGAGCUGCGCGCCAGCCUGAGGGCGCUCCUGGUCCGCGAGCACCCGCUGUGGCAGGCCGCGGCCAUCGUGCCCUUCCUGCUGCUGGACAAGGGGGACGUGGUCAACUGCUUCCGGGACGAGAUGGCCGGGGAGGGCUUCUUCCCGGAGCAGACCCGCGCCGAGCUCCUGGCCGCGCAGCUCAGCUACUACCGCGUGGCUGGCCGCGAGUUCGCCGUCACUGGCUGCAAGCAGGUGGUGGCCACGGUGAACCUCCUGUAGCGCAGGCGCCGCCGGACGCAGUGGACGCCCCCGGGCACGACGGAACGUUGGUUUGACAGUGAGGGUGGAGGGAGGGGACCCUGAUGGAUUUGCUCCAGGCCUCUAAACCCCGAAUAAAUCUGUCCAUG
Molecule: messenger RNA, 3527 nt
Organism: Physeter macrocephalus (sperm whale)
Lineage: Eukaryota; Metazoa; Chordata; Mammalia; Artiodactyla; Physeteridae
Gene: NELFB
Product: negative elongation factor complex member B
Exons: 13
Coding region: 322-3399 (1025 amino acids)
Biological process (GO): negative regulation of transcription elongation by RNA polymerase II
Cellular component (GO): NELF complex; nucleus
Molecular function (GO): ATP hydrolysis activity; ATP binding
Source: RefSeq, a predicted model, not a curated record